This is a messenger RNA of Paramisgurnus dabryanus, 1688 nucleotides long. It is a transcript of the gene osr2, whose product is annotated as odd-skipped related transciption factor 2. Gene Ontology annotation, molecular function: RNA polymerase II transcription regulatory region sequence-specific DNA binding; DNA-binding transcription factor activity, RNA polymerase II-specific. Gene Ontology annotation, biological process: regulation of transcription by RNA polymerase II; embryo development; urogenital system development. NCBI's taxonomy places the organism in Eukaryota, Metazoa, Chordata, Actinopteri, Cypriniformes, Cobitidae. The record is from RefSeq and is a predicted model, not a curated record. Gene Ontology annotation, cellular component: nucleus.
GUUUCCAGAAGAGAGCUGAGUGAGUGCAGUAAUGUAAGUGUAAGUGUGCCGUCAAACACAAAUAAACACAGAUUGAGAGGGUGAUGUGGAGGGGCGGGGCGGGUCGAGCUGUGUGAAGCUCCGCCGACCGAACAAGAACAAGAACUUUUCCAUGUGAAGGUCCAAUUUUGAUCCGCGGACUCUGAAGUACAAACCUGACCCUGCUUGAUUAACUUUACCGUGUUUAAACUGUGACAUAUGAAUUUCUGCUGAAGUUUGACGUUCUUUGUGGAUUUACGGUUAAACUGCGACCUUUGGCAUCGUGUUUCUGGGGGUUCUGCUGGUGUUUGGUUCAGAUAUGGGCAGUAAAGCGCUACCGGCCCCGGUUCCACUUCACCCGUCCCUGCAGCUCAACUACUCGUUUCUGCAGGCGGUCAACGCUUUCCCCGCGGCCGUGGAUCAUCUGCAGGGACUGUACGGGAUUGGUUCGGUUCAAACCAUGCACUUGAACCCCUGGACUGUGGGUUACCCUCACGUUCAAGGCCUCGUGGACCCCCGCUUUCCGUUUCCCGCGGCUCUUCCUUUCGCCGCGCACCUUUUCCACCCCAAACACGGAUCCGUGGCGCGCGUCAUUCCCGCGCUUCACAAGGACAGACCCAGAUUUGACUUCGCCAACCUCGCGGUCGCGGCGACGCAGGAAGAUCCGCCGAAACCCGGUGAGAUCUCCAAACUGAGCGCCGAGCUGAGCAAACUCUCUCCGGACAGGAAGCCCACGCGCGGGAGACUCCCGUCCAAAACCAAAAAGGAAUUUAUUUGCAAGUUUUGUGGGAGACACUUCACCAAGUCCUACAAUCUGUUGAUCCACGAGCGCACGCACACGGACGAGCGGCCGUACACCUGCGACAUCUGUCAGAAGGCCUUCAGGAGACAAGACCACCUGAGAGACCACAGAUACAUUCACUCCAAGGAGAAACCCUUCAAAUGUCAAGAGUGCGGCAAGGGAUUUUGUCAGUCGCGAACGCUGGCUGUUCAUAAAACGUUGCAUAUGCAGGAAUCUCCUCACAAAUGUCCCACAUGCGGAAGAACCUUUAAUCAAAGAAGUAACCUGAAAACUCACCUUCUCACCCAUACAGACCUCAAGCCUUUCUCCUGCGGCCGCUGCGGCAAGGUGUUUCGACGCAACUGUGACCUGCGACGCCACAGUUUGACACACACACCGCAACAGGACUUCUAAUAAACAAACACACAGCAAACCCUCUUAUACAUGACUACGUUUCAUGGGCAAGAAAUAAGGAGUCGUCAACAAAAGGGACAAGAUUGCACACAAACAGACUCUAUGAACUCUAUGAAUGUAUAUAAUGUCUUUAUUGUCAUUUUUGUUUGUUUGUUUGUUUGUUGCAUUUGAACUCAGAGUCGUUCCAAACAUCUGUGUUCACCUCUUGAAAAAUGAAGUGUAUAGGCUAAAUAAAACAGAUUGGGCUGAUCUCCUCACAGCCUCGAAAUGAGAACAUUAUUAAUAAACUAUGUUGCACCCGAAACCGAUAAGUGAGGUGAAGUGGUCAACAUCUGUAAUAAAACUGUGUAAGUACACGUGACUGGAGUUUUGUUGCCAACAUUUUCCUUCGGUUUUUAUUUAAUAUUUUUUUCUUCUAUUUUGAAUCCUCACAUUAAGCUGCUGCAAACGUAAAUAAAUAUAUUACUCCCUUUAA